AUGAGCCAACCCGAUCCAGCUGCCUUCCGCAUCCACGACACGCGCUUCCUCUCCAUCCUCGGCACUACGCCUACCCUCGAGCUCCUCUACGAGAACACAUCCUACCCAUUUGCCCACGAAGCAGGGAUCUACCUCCGCAGCACCAACACAGUCAUCGUAACCAGCGCUCGCCUGACGGAAGACAUCACCACCGACGCAAACCCUACCCAAACACAACCCCAGAUCCAGAAGCAAAGCGUCCGCAUAACCCGCAUCAACCUCCCCACCACCCCCGUAUCAUGCUCCGAGAUCCCAACCACCAUCCCCAUGGCCAAUGGUGGUGUAAACGCCUCCCUUGACGACGACAACACGGUCCUAAUCUGCGGUCAAGGGUCCCUUGACGCACCAAGCGGUAUCUACAGUCUCUCGUUGACGGAACUGUACGAAGCUAGACUCUUAGUGGGCUCGUUCUAUGGCCGUCCGUUCAACUCGGUGAAUGAUGUCGUCGUGCAUAGUGAUGGGUCGGUGUGGUUCACGGAUCCGACGUAUGGGUUUGAGCAGGGGUAUCGUGGGAAACCGAGAUUGCCGAGUCAGGUUUAUAGAUGGUGUCCUCCAUCAUCCUCAUCCUCCCCCUCUGGCUCCUCUGUGGCGGGGGAGGUGGCAGUGGGGCUGAGAGAUAGGAGGAUAGAACUUGGUAAGGAGGAGAAGGAGGGAAGUAUUCGCGCAAUGGCCGAUGGAUUCGGCAAGCCGAACGGGAUCUGUUUCUCGCCGGAUGAGAAAACGUUAUAUGUCACGGAUACGGACUGGUUGGGGGGCGAUGGGAGCGUGGAUGAUGCGAGGGUGUCGUCGAUCUACGCAUUCGACAUAAUCCACCGCCACAACUCCCCCUUCCUCACGAACCGCCGCCUCUUCGCAAUGACCGACAGCGGCAUCCCCGAUGGUAUUAAAUGUGAUCUCGAAGGGAAUGUGUACAGCGGGUGCGGCGACGGGAUUCAUGUCUGGUCGCCGGGCGGCGUGCUGCUUGGACGGAUCCUGAUAGACGGAGGUGUUGCGAAUUUCUGCUUUGGGAGAGAAGGUGAGAUAUUUGCGUUGAACGAGCAUCGGUUUUGGAGGGUCAUCUGA
This is a messenger RNA of Aspergillus melleus, 1101 nucleotides long. Its product is annotated as SMP-30/gluconolactonase/LRE family protein. Bases 1 to 1101 code for a protein of 366 amino acids. The transcript has 3 exons. The record is from RefSeq and is a predicted model, not a curated record. Lineage: Eukaryota; Fungi; Ascomycota; Eurotiomycetes; Eurotiales; Aspergillaceae.